UUUGUGCUUUUCUUGAGUGUCACAUUUGGAAAAUGUUGUUGGGGGAGAGAUUGCUACAAUGUCAAGUUUUUAACACACCGCCUGUUAUUUUUUCCUAAAGCAAAAGCAACAGAUUUACACCACCAAAAGUCAUGUUUCUAUGAUCUCUCUAACCCACGCCAUGAUAGGAUAUCAAUAGGGUCGUUGGCUUUUGCCUUUUGUUGAUGCUUGCAAGUUCAAACCAGUUGUAAAAUAUGUCCGAUCGAAGUGGUUAUAAUUACACAUUAAGCUCUCUCUUUCCUACUUUCCUCCCUUGGGAAAUUUUGAAAGAUCAUCCAUCUUACUUCAGAACCAUUUUCUUGCUGCUUCCAGCUAUAUAUUAUUUUUCACGGUUUGGAGGAUUAUUUUCUCAAGCUCUCCUGAACUGCAAUGAUGAAGAAAUCUCCAUCAUAUUCGAGAUAUGAAACAAGUGCUUACAGUGGCGAUGGCUUUGAUCCCCAUGUGGACUUCUCGCAGUUCUUGGAAGAGGCAAGACACCACGCAGGAGUAGAUUUACAGAGCUCACCAUUCAAUCCAGAAGAAAGUGGAAAGAAAAGAUUGCCCGAAGAGAAACAGGGCAAGAAAUCAUGGAAGAAUUCUCUUUUAUCAUGGUGGAAGACUGACAGAAAGCGCAACAGGCCUCAAGUGGAACCGACAAGUAGUUCUUACAUUUCUGUUACAAAACGGCGUCUCGUUUCUGGUCCAAUACAUGGCAGUGGCAAGACCAAUGAUGGCAGGCAGUGGCACCGGCGUUCCACAUCUGGGCCUCUCACCGGUCUUUUCAACCCCACAAAGAGAGUGGAGAAUGGGAUACCUUAUGUGAGUCUUGACCAGCUAGACAGACCUCAUGCCGUCCAGACCUAUGGACCUGUUUACCUCGUAACUUAGUGUAUGGACACCAACCAACAUCAACAACAAGUUUUUGAGUCAAA
Messenger RNA from Juglans microcarpa x Juglans regia, 950 nucleotides. RefSeq lists its product as uncharacterized. NCBI's taxonomy places the organism in Eukaryota, Viridiplantae, Streptophyta, Magnoliopsida, Fagales, Juglandaceae. Bases 409 to 906 code for a protein of 165 amino acids. The record is from RefSeq and is a predicted model, not a curated record. The transcript is spliced from 3 exons.